Molecule: messenger RNA, 942 nt
Organism: Dovyalis caffra
Lineage: Eukaryota; Viridiplantae; Streptophyta; Magnoliopsida; Malpighiales; Salicaceae
Source: the annotation of a GenBank genome assembly
AUGUCAUCUUCACCAUCACCUAAGAAAAACCCACCAACAGAAUCGGCUGUGGUGGUUCAAGUCGAACCCUCAUCACCGCGUUUCCCUGUCACCACUCCAACAUCUGGUGCUCAAAGGAGAAUAGGAAUUGCUGUUGAUCUCAGUGAUGAAAGUGCUUUUGCUGUCAAAUGGGCUGUUCAAAACUACUUGCGUCCUGGUGAUGGAGUGAUCUUAGUCCAUGUUCGGCCCACAAAUGUUCUUUACGGUGCUGAUUGGGGUGCAUUGCCAAUUAAAGAGAACUACAAUUUAGAUGAUCAAAAUGAACAGAAUCAGCAAAAGAUUGAAGAGGAUUUUGAUCUCUUUACGAGCACGAAAGCUAAUGAUAUAGCACAGCCACUUGUUGAUGCUAACAUACCCUUUAAAAUUCAUAUUGUAAAGGAUCAUGAUAUGAAAGAAAGGCUUUGUUUGGAGGUUGAGAGGUUGGGGUUGAGUGCUUUGGUAAUGGGGAGUAGAGGGUUUGGUGCUUCAAGGAAGAGCAACAAAGGGAGGUUAGGGAGUGUUAGUGAUUAUUGUGUCCGUCACUGUGUUUGUCCUGUUAUUGUUGUGAGGUGUCCUGAUGAGAAAGAUGAUGGUGAGGGGUCAGAGAGGGAUGACAAGGCGGCUUUGGGUCCUGUGAUGGAGGAGAAGGAGCAGGAGGAGCACGACAUGGGCGAUAAACAAGCAGAUGGGCAAGCACCAAAUCUUGAUAUCUCAAUUUCAUUAGCUUCCAUAGUUACAACUUACAAGGACACUAGCAAGCACCAAAAUUUUGAAAGUCAUCCAAUAGAAGGAAAAGAGAUGGCCAGAUUGAUCUUAAGCUCAGAUGGAGAUCGCAACGCCAAGAUAUUUUCACCAGGUUAUUACAGCCACAAAUUAUGCAUUAUUUUAAGGGAAACCAUGGAUUCUUCUGUGGGCUGGGAAUGA